CCAAAGAUUGCUGUGGUUGGUUGUGGCUGUUCCACUGCAACAGAGCCAGUGGCUGAGAUCAGCCACUACUGGAAUAUAACUCAUAUAUCGUUUGCUUCUGCUCUAUCAUCCCUGAGCGACAGGUCAAGAUUCCGGUAUUACUUUCGAACCACUCCAUCAUUUGCCAACUCUGCUCCUGCCAUACUUGGAGUGCUAAACAACUUCAACUGGAAACAACUUGCCUUUAUAACACAAAAUAACAACCUAUUUCUGCAG
Molecule: messenger RNA, 255 nt
Organism: Geodia barretti
Lineage: Eukaryota; Metazoa; Porifera; Demospongiae; Tetractinellida; Geodiidae
Source: the annotation of a GenBank genome assembly